AUGGAGACUAUGCGGGAGCGCCAAGCCGCGGCCCUCGCCAAGAAGGCGCCGGCGCCGGUGAGGGAGCAGGAACCCCUGCGCGUGAUGGAAGCCGGGGCUCCGGUAAGGAGGAAGAAGUUCCGCGGCGUGACUUACAUGCCGUCGGGCAGGUACGGGGCGGGGAUCAAUGUACCUGGGUCCAAGAAGCGGCAGUGGCUGGGGACGUACGCCGACGAGGAGGUCGCCGCCUGCGCCUACGACCUGGCAGCCAAGAGCGUGCACGGAUCCAAGGCCAAGACCAACUUCGACUACCCUCCGCCUUACGACCUCAUCGACAAGGUAACAAAAGCCCCUGGCCGCCGCGGUCCCGUUUACCCCGUACCGCCUCCACCAGCUCCCCCUGCACCGGCACCGGCACCGGCACCGGCACCGGCAACCUUCUCCUACAAGGCGCCCCCGAGCGAGCCCGUACCGUUCCCGGUGCGCCCGUUCCUGCUUGAUCCGUCGAGGCUCGUUCAGCGGGCGCCUGGGGUCACGAUCACGUUCGUGCGCUCGACCGCGCCCGAGCCCGCGCCCGCGCCCGCGCCCGCGCCCGCGCGCAAGCCGUUCGCCAUCAGGAAAUUCGUCUUCUCCCAACUCGCCUCCAACCCGAUGUACAGCAUCUUCGCCCGCCCGCAGAUCCGCAACGUGGCACCGGUGCCGGCGAGCUCGGUGGAGACCUGCUUCAGCUCCACGACGGAUCCCCCUCUCGGGGAUUCUGCUUCUUCCUCCAUCCGUACAGGCCUGAUGCUCAUUACACCCAAGCCCUUCACCCUCCCUCCCAACAUCCGUACCCCUAGUGCUUCUGGCGUGGGGUUCUCUGGGGAUAACUUCUCCCCCAGCACCAAGGAGCCGCUCAAUUUCGCCGACCUCGGCGGUCUGUAG
This is a messenger RNA of Lolium perenne, 903 nucleotides long. NCBI's taxonomy places the organism in Eukaryota, Viridiplantae, Streptophyta, Magnoliopsida, Poales, Poaceae. The record is from RefSeq and is a predicted model, not a curated record.